This is a messenger RNA of Fragaria vesca subsp. vesca, 357 nucleotides long. RefSeq names its product rapid alkalinization factor-like. Lineage: Eukaryota; Viridiplantae; Streptophyta; Magnoliopsida; Rosales; Rosaceae. The record is from RefSeq and is a predicted model, not a curated record. Bases 1 to 357 code for a protein of 118 amino acids. The transcript has a single exon.
AUGGACUUUAAGCUCUGCCUGGUCGCGCUACUCUUGGCCCUGGCCGUAGCGGUCGAGGCCGCCAAACUCCAUGAUGUUAGCUGGGGUCUGGCCCGCUACAGCCGCGACUCAUCCCUCGUCCAGGCCAACGUGGGCGACGUCAUUGGAGAGGACAACGAGAUGAUGCUAGACUCCGAAUCAAGCCGUCGCACACUGGCUGGACGAACCAGGUACAUCAGCUACGGUGCCCUAAAGAGGAAUCGCAUUCCAUGCCGCCGGCGUGGUGCGUCGUACUACAACUGCGGUCGACCCAACCAGCAGGCUAACACCUAUCGUCGAGGUUGCAGUGUCAUCACCAGAUGCGCUAGGUUUAACUAA